Messenger RNA from Blepharisma stoltei, 2217 nucleotides. The record is from the annotation of a GenBank genome assembly. Lineage: Eukaryota; Ciliophora; Heterotrichea; Heterotrichida; Blepharismidae.
AUGAAAGAAGGACAUGAAGUAAAAACUGACCCUCUCGCUCAAAUCGAAAAAGCUCGUGUUCUUCAAGACUCCCGGUGCUUUGACGCAUCAUCAAUUGAUCCUAAAGAAGUAAUUCCAGUGAUGUCCAAGAUCCUAUACCUCAUAAACCAAGGCGAGGAACUUUCACAGAACGAAUCAACUGAAAUAUUUUUCAGAGCUUCUAAGCUCUAUCAAUCCCAGCACCCUCACAUUCGUAAGAUGCUUUAUCUGUUGCUUAAAGAGCUCAGUCCUAAAGAAGGCGAAGUUUUUAUGAUUACAAGUUCCUUAUCCAGAGAUGUGAGCACAUCAGAUAAUCCUUAUUACCGAGCAAGCGCGCUAAGAGUCAUGGCCAGGAUUCUGGAUCCUUCUUUGUUGAUUCAAAUGGAGAGAUUUAUUAAAAACUCAAUCGUCGAUAAUAAUGAUACAGUCAGCUCAGCUGCUAUGAUCGCUGGUCUCAAAUUAUGCAAAAGCCAUCCAGAAGUAGUGAGAAGAUGGGUGACAGAAGUCCAAGAAAAGCUAUCUUCAAAAAAUUUAAAUAUUCAUUACCACGCUAUGCUUUUAUUGUUCGAGAUGAAGAAAAAUGACCCUCUUGCCCUUUCCAAGUUCUUUGAAUUUAUGAUUUCUUCUGGUUUUAAAAACCCAUUGGCACAAGUUCAGCUUCUUAGAUUUAUACGAUAUUCAAUAAAAACUAUUCCAUUUGACAAGCCAGCGUUGGCCAGCAUAGAAAAAUAUCUUUGUGACUCACUCAAAAGAAAUCAAGACAUGAUUGUGUUUGAAGCUUCCAAAACUUUAGCUGAGUACGCUUUGCAGCUAUGGGAAAAUAAAAAUGUUAGCUCUGGGUUUUCAGUUUUGCAGCUGUUUUUGGCUUCUGGAAAAAAUACAACAAAAUUCGCAGGGAUUAAAACCAUAAAUCAGUAUGCAAUAAAAUGCCAAAAUUUAUUAGUUGGAUCACUCGUUGACUAUGAACCUUUAAUCACUGAAUCUAAUAGAUCAUUAGCAACAUUAGCGAUCUCUACAUUACUAAAAUUAAGCACAGAAAAAAAUGUUGAUAGGCUAAUUACACAAAUCACUCAAUUUAUGACAGAAAUUACUGAUGACUUCAAAAUCGAACUAAUUGAAUCCUUGAAAAUUUUAUGCUUGAGAAUGCCUAGAAAAAUAAAAACUUUAUUAACUUUUGUAGGAGACAUCUUAAAAGGGGAAGGUGGAUUUCAGCUAAAAUCUGUUGUCUUAGACACCUUACUUCAAAUUCUCCAAGACUUGCCGAGCUCUCAUGAUUUAAUAAUGCUUAUUCUUGCUGAAUUUAUUGAAGACUGUCACUAUGAAAUCCUCCAAUGCAAAGCAAUCCAUCUUAUAGGCGAGCUUGGUCCUCAGUCAGAAGACCCAUCACAACUUAUCAGAUUUAUCUACAAUCGCUUUAUCCUCGACAAAGGACAAUCCCGAGCAGCUGCAGUCACUGCACUAGGAAAAUUCGCUAAAGUCCCAGAACUGGCACAGAACGUAAAAGUCCUAUUAAAUAGAUGUUUAGAAGACAAAGAUGAUGAGGUCAGAGAAAGGGCCAGAUUUUAUUUAGAUUACUUAGAAAAGGAUGAAUUCCCUAAGACUACACUUCCUGUUUCGAUUGCACAGAUAGAAAAAGCUGUCAAAAAAUGUAGAGAUACAGGAAGAACUUUUACAUUGGAACUAGCAAGGCAUAUACAAGAAGAGCCAGAGGAAUAUAAAGGUCCAUCACUGCCAGAGAAAACUCAGACAAACUUAUAUCAAGGGAUAGCUGAACUUGAAAAAUUAGGAAAACCUCUAUCCUCUACCAAUAGUGUAAUUUUGACUGAAAAAACUGCAGAAUACAUAGUUACGAUGGUUGCUCAUAAUUACCCUUCAUGCUUAUUAUUGCAAUUUUCUAUAUCAAAUACUUUGCAUAACCAAGCUUUAGAAGACGUUGUGGUAAACUUGCAUCUUGAGUCUACACUUUUAGAACCACUACUUAGUGUAGAUGGAGGGAUUGAAAUUUAUCCAUGUCCAAGGGUAGACAGAGAAGGAACUGGCACAGCUUAUGCACUUCUCAGAAAACUUGAAGGAUCUAGAAAAGGAAGAGUUCCUACAACACUUAAAUUUAAUGUGUUGGAAUAUGAAGGUGAUGAGGUAGUGGCAAGAUUUGAAGAUGAAUAUCAGAUAGAAAGCACUCAAAUUGAAUUAGUUUCUUAA